Messenger RNA from Salvia miltiorrhiza (redroot sage), 1146 nucleotides. RefSeq lists its product as uncharacterized. Bases 1 to 1146 code for a protein of 381 amino acids. NCBI's taxonomy places the organism in Eukaryota, Viridiplantae, Streptophyta, Magnoliopsida, Lamiales, Lamiaceae. The transcript has a single exon. The record is from RefSeq and is a predicted model, not a curated record.
AUGGACAUCAGACAGGAGCCGCAGGAAACGCUUCGCGAAUACGUAGCCCGGUUCAAUACAAUCGCGUUAGACAUACCAGAGGCAGAAUCUCAAAUUAAGUGGUACGCCUUCGCUAGAGGGUUAAAGCAAGGCCCACUCUUCGAGGCACUCCAGAUCAAACCGCCUACCAGCUUCGAGGACAUCAUGACAAUAAUACCAGGGUAUCUUCAGCUGGAAGAUGCGAAAAUGGCAAGAAAAGCAGAUGCCGACAAACUCAAACCUAAAAAACAAGACAGCGCAGACACCGGGGAAAAAUACAUCACGAGGAACCCAUACCGAGGAUUACCUCCAAGAAUUCCAACAAUGGUCGUUGAGGCCGGAACCGAUCCAUUGAUCACGGCGCAGACAGAGAGGAGAGAGGAGCGCGGUGGUUACCGAGAUGAUCUACAAAAUCAGACUCAAUGGAAUCGUCACAUAGAUGAGAUUUUCCACCAAAUCAAGGGAGAGAAUUAUUUCAGAGCCCCAAAAGAUUACCACCCAGGAGCUCCAACACCAGGCAGGAAUAAUCUAUUGUGUGAAUAUCACAACCGUUAUGGCCAUCUCACCCGCGAAUGUGGACACUUGAAACAUCAGCUAGAAAUCUUAGUAAGGAAGAGGUUCCUGGACCAAUACAUAGAAAGGCCACGGGGCACAUACAGAGUGCGUCGCUAUGAUGAACAUAGGCGAGACAGAGACGAUGAACGGUGCAGACAUGACGAAGCCCGCCGCGGUUACGAUGACAGGGAUAGGAGGGACAGGCAUGAGGAGAUAAGGGAAAGAAGAGAUCAUAGACGAGACAGUCAGGAUAGACAUAACCCCGCAAAUCAUGUUCACUAUGACAGAGAAGUGCAUAUGAUCACAGGAGAAAACAAUAUACCAACAUCUAACAGGGCCAAAAAGCAAUUAGCUCGCACAGUCAGAUCCGGAUACUACGACCAAUCUGUCAUGGCAGUCAACACCGCGCCCGAUGAACCGACAAUAUCUUUUGGACCAAAGGAUGUUAGGCCUCUAUUCUAUCCUCAUGACGACGCCUUGAUAUUUUCGGCCAAUGUGGCUAACGUGCUGGUACAUCGCAUCUUUGUCGAUUCAGGCAGCGCUGUCAACAUCUUAUACCUGGAAUGCUGGUAG